AUUUGCAUCUUUGCAUCUAUUUUUACAGAACUUUUGCAUGCUCUAGAUGCACAGUUUGCAGACGGUGGUUUUUACAGGCACUGAUGUCUGCCUGGAAGUAUCAGGUGACGAGUUAGUUGUGUUGGAUAAAGAGUGGCGUCCCUUGGGAAGGAAGGUAUGAGUAGGGUUGAGUUCUCACAAGGUUACUGAGGGACUGGUCUCCAAGCAGUGGCUGCUGUAUAGCUUGAAGCCCCAAGGAAACUGCCCAGGGAGAAGCAGAAUCAUGAAAUCUAGUGAGCUGUAGCCAGGGUAUCUCAGCUGGCCUGAACUGAUAAGAAUUUAUCCUAAUUUAGCUUCAGUAAUUGAGUUUAUUUCUGUAUCAGCACUGCAGAAGGGUUCGUUUCAGUAGUGGGUGAAGUUUGAUGCUGAAAAUGGAAAAAGAUUACACAAGUCAACUGCUGCUGCUUUGUAGGACACCAUGAACAAGGUCACACGAAGAAGUUUAAGGCAAUCGGUUAAUAUUCUGGGUGGUAUACUUAUUAUCUGUUUGUAUUAUAAACUCUGAUUAUUAAUAGGAAAAUAACACUUCUGAAACAGAAUGUUGCCUACCUUUUGCCUGAAAAGGUGAAAUAUUUUCAAAUAGAAAUGGCUGAUAAAGGUGGGAAGAUCCUCCCAGGACAAUUGUACAUUGAAGUGGAGUACGACUAUGAGUAUGAGGCCAAGGACAAGAAAAUUGUGAUUAAACAAGGGGAGAAAUACAUCUUAGUGAAAAAGACUAAUGACGAUUGGUGGCAAGUCAAAAGAGAUGAAAAUUCCAAACCCUUUUAUGUGCCAGCACAGUAUGUGAAGGAAAUACCACGAAAAGCACUGAUGCCACCUGUUAAGCAGGCAAGCAUGCUGCCAAAUAAUGCUCUGAAGUUGACACAUGGAUUACAAAGAUCAACAGAAAAUGUGAAUAAGUCACCAGAGCUUUCUAGUUUUGGAAAAUCUUCUCCAGUUCAAGUGUCUUGCUUAGUUCGAGAUGCCAAUCAAAAUCUGGGACUGAACACUAGCCCCGGUCAAACUCUUGGUUUAAGUCUGGACCUUACCUCGAACAAUGGAAAACUUAACAAUGAGUUGCAAUCUCCCAAGGUUUCCAAUCAGUAUAGAACCGUCUCCAUGGGUCAUUUCCCAUGUCCAGAGUUCUUGGAAAUAGAGAAGACCAGCUUUUUGCAUGAACAAUCUUGUGAUUCAGCAGGAGAAGGCUCAGAAAAAAUUCACCAAGAUUCGGAGUCUGGAGAUGAACUCAGUAGUAGCUCCACAGAACAAGUGCAGCCAACUACUCCACCAAGCCAAGGGAGGCCUGAUUCACCAGUUUAUGCUAAUUUACAAGAACUGAAAAUAUCUCAGUCUGCACUUCCACCACUACCUACAAGUGCUCCGGUCCAAAUAAAUGGGGAAUGGGAAACCCAUAAAGAUACGACAGGACGCUGUUAUUACUACAACAGAGGAUCACAGGAACGAACCUGGAAACCUCCACGGUGGGCCCGAGAUGCAAGCAUUAAUAAAGGGGAUUCCCAGAGCCAUGCAGAUCAUGAGCAUCUUUCGUCAGAAGAAAACGACCACAGUUCUUGUUACAGCCAGUCAGAUAGUCAGUAUGGGUCUCCUCCAAAGGGUUGGUCAGAAGAGUUGGAUGAACAUGGUCAGACCUUAUAUACCAAUGACUAUACUAAUGAAAAGUGGAUAAAACAUGCAGAUGAACAAGGUAGACCGUACUACUACAGUGCUGAUGGUUCCCGAUCAGAAUGGGAGUUACCUAAGUAUAAUGCUUCGCCACAGCAGCAGAGAGAUAUAAUAAAGAGUAGGAGUCUGGACAGGAAGCUACAAGAACCAAUAGUUUUAACAAAAUGGAGGCACAGCACAAUUGUGUUGGACACCAACGAUAAGGAAUCAUCAACUACUGCUAAGGCCAGUUUUCCUGAAAAUGAAUCUUCUUCUUCACCAAAGCAUCAAGCCACAGGUCAAGAGAAGUAUGGGUUAUUGAAUGUGACAAAAAUUACAGAAAAUGGGAAGAAAGUUCGAAAGAAUUGGAUGUCAUCAUGGGCAGUGUUACAAGGUUCAUCAUUGCUGUUCACUAAAACCCAAGGAAGUGGAACUGGCUGGUCAUUUUGCCAAGGGGGCUCAAUUCCUGAGCUCUUGCUCUCGCUGCUUUCUUCUUGGAAAAAUGCUCUCAGUCGUCGACCUGCUGUCACCUAUGUAAACUCUGACCAAGUUUCAGCUAUCACUAAGUUUGGUGUCAAUCAGUCCAAGCCAGAAUUUACAGUGGAUCUCAAAGGGGCAUUGAUUGACUGGGCCUCAAAGGACAAAUCCAGCAAAAAGAAUGUUAUUGAGCUUAAAACCCGCCAAGGAACUGAGCUCUUAAUUCAAUCUGAUAAUGACAGCUUUAUUAAUGAAUGGUAUAAAGUUCUUAACUAUACCAUCAACAAUCAGGUAGUAGAGUCUGAUGAAGCAUUAGAAGAUGAAGUACCAGAUUCCCCUGGGGUGGAAAAACAAGACAAAGAAAAAGAGAAGGAGAAUAAAGACUCUAAGAAACUUCGUUCAGUGAAAGCACCUAGCAAUAUAGAUUCCACAGAUCAGAAAAAGACCAAAACGAAGCUCAAGAAGUUUCUUACACGACGCCCUACAUUACAAGCUGUCCGUGAAAAAGGCUACAUUAAGGAUCAAGUGUUUGGUUCCAAUCUCACCAGCUUGUGUCAAAGAGAAAACAGCACGGUGCCAAAGUUCGUCAAGCUGUGCAUUGAGCAUGUUGAGGAACAUGGAUUAGAUGUUGACGGCUUAUACCGAGUUAGUGGCAAUCUUGCAGUGAUACAGAAGUUAAGAUUUGCAGUCAAUCACGAUGAGAAACUAGACUUGAAUGACAGUAAAUGGGAAGAUAUACAUGUCAUUACAGGAGCUCUAAAGAUGUUUUUCAGAGAAUUGCCAGAGCCACUGUUCACUUAUAAUCACUUCAAUGACUUCGUCAAUGCAAUUAAACAAGAACCAAGGCAGCGUGUCCAUGCUGUUAAAGAUUUAAUCAAACAGUUGCCAAAACCAAAUCAGGACACUAUGCAGGUACUCUUUAGGCACCUGAAGAGAGUUGUAGAAAACGGAGAAAAGAACCGAAUGACCUAUCAAAGUGUGGCAAUAGUUUUUGGUCCAACCCUAUUAAAACCAGAAAAAGAGACUGGUAACAUAGCAGUCCACACAGUAUACCAGAAUCAGAUUGUAGAAUUAAUUCUACUGGAAUUGAAUUCCAUCUUUGGACGCUGACAUUUUUCUUGGAGUAGAAACUGGAAGUGAUGGGUUGGCAGCAGUACUCAUCAGAAGGAAAAUCUCGCUGUACAUGAUGUAUUAUGUUUGUGGACCAAGCAGCAACUUGUUUUUUGCACUUUUGGGGAGGGGAGAAACAGGAGAAAUGUUUGACCACUUUAAUGCGAAUUAAAGACAACACUUUGGAUUUCUUUGAAAAGUUAAAUAUAACAAGUGAAUUGAAAAGUUUAUAGUUUGCCUUUUUUAAAGUAGCAUUGGAAAAAUGUAAUAUAGGUUCAUACACUGGAUUUCAUGGAGAGUAAAGCUAUUAAUCUCAAACUGGAUAAUCUGGAAUUUAAUCUUAAAAUUCUUCCAUUUGAUAGGGAAAAGUCCUGCCAACUGGUAUGGAAAAAUUCAGUGGAGUUACAUCUUAAGUUUGUGUAUUACAACCUAGUCAGAUCUGUACGACACUUUUCCAAAGGGUUUGUGCAUGCAGUGGCUGUCUUAAACUUGUGCUAACAGUUUGGUUUAUUUUAUUUAAAUCUAAUUCCUCACUUGAUAUCUGCUGUCCUUUUUCCUUCCCCCCCUUUUCUUUCUUUUUUCUUUUCUUUUCUUUCCUUUUUUUUUUCCCCCAGCAACCUUUCUGGAAAUUCUUAGUUGCUUUAUAGAACAGCACACUAUUUCAAACACUGAAUUGCAAGAAUAUCCAGCAACGGAUAUUUGUCUCGUGGCAUAAUAGAAGUAAUAUUUAAUAAACUUGUUCAUUUUUUCAGGGUAUUUCCUGAGCUAAGUUUUGUGUUAUACUGAUUUAAAGCUAAAAUCCUAAGUAAAUACCAACUGUGUAACACUGUAUUGAGUUCUUGGUAUAAUGCUGUGGUAGCAGAAGUUUCUUGGUGUAAAUACAGGCUGUGCUUUUGAUUCUUGUAUAUAAUUCAGUUCCUGUAUAGUUUAAGAACACUUUAGUCACACAUUUCUAAUCAUGGGUAGAUUAGCUACAGUAGCAUAAUGUUUCCAGUGGAUGUCUGGGUUUCAGCAGGGAAACAGGUUUUGGGGAGGGAGGGGGGACCUAACUGUGUGCACUUUUAGAUGUUAAUUACAUUUGCGGGCAAAUAACUGUAAUGCAAAUGGUACUGGAGAAAUACUGAGUGUGCUUGCUAAAUUGUUAAUGCACUACAAGAGGAGCCUUUUAGGUUAUUUAAUAUGUACAGGAUACAUUAGAAAAAUGUAUUAUGAAUUCUAACAUCUACAAAUAGUGAAACUCAUGUUUUGAUAGAUGGAUGUUUGAUGGAAUCCAUGAUGCUAAAUUUCAGAUUUUCUUUUUACAUUAAUGUAGAAUAAUUUGUAAAAUUGGUUUUGGAAGAUUUUGUUACAGGGAGCAUGGUCUGCUGAAGAUUUUUUUAAAUGUAUUUUUCUAGACUAACUGCUGUAUCUGACAUAUUUGUUAUGUCUAACCUGAAUAAAGAAAACCGUUAGUUCUUUUAGAGUUUGCCAUUCCCGCUUCAGACAACAUGAACCCCCUUUAAACAAUAAGACCGAUGUAUCUCACCGCUUAGCAUGGAUACUGCUUCUGGCAAAGAGUUGUCAGGCUGGAUUAAAAGACAAAUGCUUACUUGAUAACCUGACAAUUUUGGGAGCUUCCCAGUCCCUUUCUUUAACAACUUAAAUUCUAACAUAAGAUUCAGAGAGGGCAGAAGUAAUUCAUGGAUAUAAAUUUGCAGUCUUUAAAACAUAGCCCAACUUGGAACUUACUGAACACAAAGCAGAUAUAUUGGGGAAAUAAUUGUAUUUCGCGGUUAUCUGUUGUAUACCUUUCACAACGCGGUCCUGGCUUACAGCAAGGGGGAUGUGUGGCGAAGUACCGAGCUGUGAUCAGAUGAACGCUACGAGAAUUUCAUGAGUGUAGGACUUGCAUGAAAAGUCGUCGGAGAUAAAAGAGAAGAUGAGUUACCUUGUGGCUUUCUCACUGUCUUCUUGUGGUAAUGGUGAAGUCUUGUGGUUAGUUGCAAAACGACCUGGGUGAGAAUUGUGAUAGCUCCGUCUCGGUGUUGUCAGCAGCCUCCUGGUAGGCUGUCAAGCCCAAGCAGUGCCGAGCCCCAAGCUACUGGAAAAUAUCAACAAAAUUGAAAUCUGUUGCUGUAGAAUAUUUAAAUCCCAACUUCAGCUGUAAAAUAAAAAAGAAUUCCCACUGCUAAAUGAGAAGGCUUAUCUACAGGUCACCUUUUCUGUACGAGUGUUACACUUUUUGAAGAAAUAAUGCCUUUUUAGAACAAUUUGAUAAUGAGGAUGUCACAUUUUUCCUUGUAUUCCCCCAAAAUAAAGCAUUUUGUUAUUACAA
This is a messenger RNA of Grus americana (Whooping crane), 5581 nucleotides long. RefSeq names its product Rho GTPase activating protein 12 (gene ARHGAP12). Gene Ontology annotation, molecular function: protein binding. Gene Ontology annotation, biological process: regulation of GTPase activity; signal transduction. Gene Ontology annotation, cellular component: cytoplasm. The record is from RefSeq and is a predicted model, not a curated record. The transcript has 19 exons. Lineage: Eukaryota; Metazoa; Chordata; Aves; Gruiformes; Gruidae. The coding region runs from base 625 to 3267 and encodes 880 amino acids.